Molecule: messenger RNA, 264 nt
Organism: Histoplasma mississippiense
Lineage: Eukaryota; Fungi; Ascomycota; Eurotiomycetes; Onygenales; Ajellomycetaceae
Exons: 3
Coding region: 1-264 (87 amino acids)
Source: RefSeq, a predicted model, not a curated record
AUGAAAUUUUCGUUCCAUGCGCUUCUCAUUACCGUGUUUAUCAGCAUCCACACCUCUGUAGAACUUGUCCUCUCAUCCCCUCUCAAUCUUGUAGAUCAUCAGCUCUCCAGGCGUGACUGCAACUACAGAGUGUUCUGUCCGACUUCGCUAGCAGAGUCGUGGUGUGUCUCCUGGGAUACAGGAUACGCCAUGUGCGUGCAGAAAAAUGGGAAGUAUCCAACGGUGGAAUUGAACCGCUGCAAAUCUUGUGUGGAAAUUAACUAG